This is a messenger RNA of Funneliformis mosseae, 1679 nucleotides long. The record is from the annotation of a GenBank genome assembly. NCBI's taxonomy places the organism in Eukaryota, Fungi, Glomeromycota, Glomeromycetes, Glomerales, Glomeraceae.
AUUCUCUGGAUGCGUCUAGAGAAGUGUCUUGUUAUAGCUCCGUUAUUAAUGCUGAAAGUACUAGGAUGAGUCUUAAUUCCCGGGGGAUGAGUCCUCUCAGAGAUGCGUCUCUGUGUUCGGGUAAAGAAUCGAAAUCGUUCAACGUAAAAGCUUUCUGGAAAAAUAGUUCUACUGUUAUGAAAACAUUAGGAAAAGCAUCAGAUAUGAAUUCCAAAAAUAUAAUCCACCAAAUGCUAGACAUACAUUAUGAUUUCAGUGAAGCGCUUUCUAACACUACACGUGAAACUAUAAAAUCUGCUUUGAAACGAAAAUCAGAUUCCUAUCCAUCAGAAAGUAGAAAAAAGAAAGAUACGAUCAACAUAAAGGAUCCAGAGUCUCUUAAUGAUGCGAACAUAACGAAUUUGGAAGAAGUGAUCAUUCAUGAAGAGGAAGAAAUUGCGGGGCAGUUAACCAAUGAGAACAAUCCUGAAUUAUCGCCUAUCGAACCUGAUAUGGAAUUUAACAAACAAAUGAUGCGUGACGCAUAUAUAAAGAUACGUCAGGAUCUCUGUGAUCUUUCCUCACAGAAGGAUUGGUUUAUUGAAAGUUAUAGUGUUUCAGAUGCAUUUCGCAAAUAUCAAAUUAAUAAUAUUGAUAAACUAGAAGGUGGUGAAACCUUCCAUUUUUCAUCAGAUGUUGAGGCAAUCUUGUCUCUUCACCAUAUUAUGUUUAUUGACAUGACAAGAAUGAAGAAGCCAUCGUAUUUAGAUAUAGAUGAACGAAAAUGGCGUGCUUCAGUACGUCAACCAAAACAACCAGUCCCACCCAGUUUCUUUGGAGAAAUUAUGGAUGAAUAUGAAAGGGAAAUAAAUGACAUAGAUGAGCUUCGUUCUAAGUUUUAUGAUAUAUGGGGGAAAUAUCGUGACAAGGUCAUUUAUUUAGAUAAUGAGAGAUGUUUGUUUGAAACCACGCAAGCAGUUGCACGUGCAUUCUACGAAAGGAUGCACAUGUAUCCGAGUUCGAGGAAAAAAAACGAGGAUAUUGUUGUACAUGAUUAUGUACAUGAUACUUUCAAAGAAAUAUUUCGUGACUCGAAUUAUGAUAUUUCUUGGGCAAACACCGAAAGUUUGACUUCAAGAAGCCACCGUGCGAAUUACGGACGCUCCCAGGGUAGAAAGCCUGAUAUAAUUGUGUAUCGAAUCGUAGAAAGAGAUAAAUACGAAGAAACAUGUUAUGUUGAAGCCAAAAAUUUCUCAAUUACAAGGAACAGUAAAAUUGGCGGUUACAAUCUUUACAAGGUAGCUAUUCUUUGCCAGGGAGGCAUCAACAACAUUAUUUCUUCGCGUGGAAACAAACCAGGAGUAAAGUCCUUUGGAGUACAUAUUUGUGAAGGAUAUAUCUAUUUUGGAAUAAUGGACUUGGAGUACGACGGUAUUUACCGUUAUUUUCAAAUCUCCGAGAUUAAACUCGCUCAGAAGCUUUCUGAAUUUAACCUUGUACGAAAGUUGAUAAUAGAAGCUUUUUUUUUCAAGUGCCGUAUUGACAGUUUUUAUUCCAAUAAGAAUGACAAUGGGUUCUCCAAUAAACAUGAAAAUGUGUCACCUCAACGGAAUAGCUUCUCCCGUCAUCCAACAAUCACACCUAAGGUGCCUAGAAAUAUGAUCCCGGGUGUUAGCAUAACUAAAGACACGGUUUUCUAA